UUUUUCCGACUUUACAAGGCUGCUUGGAAAAGUGGGGGAGUGACGACUUGUUCCUGGAAGAGCCAGCCUGCGGAGUCAGUCACAUUUUUUUGGCUGGGAUUCAAUGACUGAGCCAGACACACACAAACACUGAGAUAGGGGGCUGUGAGGGAGAGAGAGAGGGGCGAGUGAGCGAGCAAGCGCAACCCAGCUCACAGACUAGCCAUCUCCAGUACACAGGCAUAUCAAACAGCAGGGGCAGACGGAGUGUAUGCGUCCGGCUAUACUGCAGUAUUCCACAGUUUAAAGGAGGUUCCACGCGGGGUUUUACUGUUUUAUACCGGAUACAUAGAGGGAGAAGGCUUUGCUUUAUCGGUCGAUACUUUUUCUGAAACUUCAAAAGCAUUAUUCAUUUUUGGAGGAGUUUCAGAGGGACGCGUUUUAGAUAUGGACUGUCAGGAGUGUACUGCAGGGGAAGACUCGCCCGUGUCACCAUUCGCUUAGUAGGCUCUUCAACGGAAUUGGAAACUCACUGCUCGGGACUUUUUUGUGGAUAUUUGAUGAAGCGCUUUCUGCACUUGGCUAAUUCUCGGAGACCUUGGAUUUACAAGGAACCGGAACCUAUCGUGGCUUUCAUUUGUUUUAGUUUGCCCCAGUUGAAAGGAACUCUCGCUUUCAAAGUCGUAGUGAAAACAUGGAGACUGUAACUCGCCAAAGCUUCCAACCUCACCCAGGACUGCAACAAACUCUCAAGCAGUUUCAUCUGAGUUCUAUGAGCUCCCUUGGCGGACCGGCGGCGUUUUCUGCUCGAUGGCCACAUGACCUCCUGUUCAAGAAGGAUGGGAAAGAGCCCGAGCCCGUGCUGCAUCUUCCCAUGCAGCCGCCGACAGUGAUGCCGGGACCCCUCUUCAUCCCCUCCGACCGCUCCACGGAGAGGUGCGAGACGGUCCUGGAGACCGAGACUGUCUCCUGUUUCGUGGUCGGCGGCGAGAAACGGCUGUGCUUGCCGCAGAUCCUCAACACCGUACUGCGGGAUUUCUCCCUUCAACAGAUCAACUCGGUGUGCGACGACCUCCACAUCUACUGCUCCAGGUGCACGGCAGAACAGCUGGAGAUCCUCAAAGUCAUGGGGAUUCUCCCCUUCUCCGCGCCUUCCUGCGGACUCAUCACCAAAACGGAUGCGGAGCGCCUGUGCAAUGCCCUGAUUUACGGAGGCACCUACCCGCCGCACUGCAAGAAAGAGUUCACGGGCUCACUGGAGCUGGAGUUCACGGAGAAAAGCCUCAAAAUAUACCACGAGUGUUUCGGAAAGUGCAAGGGUCUCUUCGUCCCGGAGCUGUACACCAGCCCCAACGCAGCCUGCAUCCAGUGCAUGGACUGCAGACUCAUGUACCCGACCCAUAAGUUCGUGGUGCACAGUCACAAAUCGUUGGAAAACAGGACUUGCCACUGGGGCUUCGACUCCGCCAACUGGAGGGCAUACAUCCUCUUGGGCCAGGAUUACACGGGGAAAGAGGAGAAGGCGCGCCUGGAGCAGCAUUUGGACGAGAUUAAAGAGAAAUUUGAUUUCGCCAACAAGUAUAAAAGGAAAGCAUCCAGGGGGUCGGAUCCCAUUCCAGCCAAGAAGUCUAAACAUGAAGACUUCCCAUCGCUAUCCCUGUCCGAGAAGCAACCCGAUUGGCUCCGAUCCCUCUCGGCUUCGGCCAAUAAGGGGCUCAACUGCUUCCAGCCUAGACAGAGGCCCUCGGCUUUCAGGCCCUGGUCCCCUAACCUCUCAGCUGGGGACAAAGACAUGCCCAGCCGUCCUCUGGCUCUCCUGAGAGACAGCCUUUACAACUUCAAGACCAUGGAGAACGCUGUGUCCCCAAAUGUGGCCCUCACACCCCCACCCCUGACAAAGACAGGGCCCCUGUCCCCGUCCGUGCCUAGCACCUCCCACCCCAGUGCCAGCAAGGCCCCAGGAAAGGGCGCCAGCCCCAUAUCCAGGACCCGGAAGAGGAGGGCCACAGGGGAGCUCCCGCACCCAGGCCACGAGCCCCCCUGCUCCCCAUCGGCUGCAGCCAGCAAGCUCCCACCCCAGGAGGACAAGGACUCGGAAGUGGAGAUCGAGGUGGAGAGCCGAGAGGAAUUCACUUCGUCCCUGUCCUCCCUCUCCUCCCCAUCCUUCACCUCCUCCAGCUCUGCCAAGGACAUAAGCUCGCCCGGCGCCCAGGUCCCAGUGUGUACGGUGACGUCGGCGAUGUUGAGCCCCGAGGACGGCCCUCUCGCUGGGGUAGCGGCAGCAGCAAUGGCGGUGGUGUUGGCCCCUGAGGGCCCCGGGCCGGGGGGUCUGGAGUCAGAGUUGGAGAUCCUGAGGCAGGCGCUGGACAGCGGGCUGGACUCCAAGGAGUCUAAGGAGAAGUUCCUGCAUGAGAUCGUCAAGAUGCGGGUGAAGCAGGAGGAGAAGCUGGGCUCAGCCCUGCAGGCCAAACGCAGCCUUCAACAGGAGUUGGAGUUCCUGCGACUGGCUAAGAAAGAGAAGCUCAGGGAGGCCACGGAGGCCAAGCGGAACCUGAGGAAGGAGAUUGAGCGCCUUCGCGCCGAGAGCGAGAAAAAGAUAAAGGAGGCAAACGAGUCGCGCGUGCAUCUGAAGAGGGAGCUAGAGCAUGUCCGGCAGCUCAGAGUGUGUGACAAGGGCUGCGAGGCAGGCCGCCUGCGCGCCAAGUACUCGACACAGAUCGAGGACCUGCAGAUGAAGCUCCAGCAUGCCGAGGCGGAUCGCGAGCAGCUCCGGGCAGACCUACUGCAAGAGCGGGAAGCCAGGGAACACCUGGAGAGAGUGGUCAAGGAGCUGCAGCAGCAGCUGUGGCCCAAGGAGCAGGACAUGCCUACCGAGGACACCCCCGUCAACAACUAACCCUUCCCAUGACCAACCCCCCGCCAAUCCCCCACUAUCAGCACCCGAAACAAAACUACGCCUGAGACCACAGAAACAGAAAAGCAGAAAUAUCAACCCUCUAUGUGUGCGUGUAUCCAUCCUCACAAAAAUUGUAUGAGUGCUUAGAUGCAUCCUUGGAGAGAGAAAGCCUGCAAGUCAAACUUGGUAUUUGUACAUGGACCAAGUUGUUACUAGUUGUUGGUAUUUGUACAUGGACCAAGUUGUUACUAGGACAAGCACUGAAACGCACCUCUCCUCCACAAACAGAAAAUUGGAUCGGAAGAAAAAAAAAAUAUAGCACAAAAUAUAGUUGUGCCUGUAUUUUCUGAGACAGAAACUGGUGACCCUUUUGGAUAAAACAUUUUCUAUGAUAAAAAAAAAGAUAAUACAAUAAUUUUUCAACUGGCCUGUUUAGAGACAAAAUGGAGGGCUGUCAAAAUGGCAGAGGAGCCGGGAAGUAGGACUGGACUCCUCAGACGUGCCCCAGCAGGGCUUCUGCUCCGUUUCCCGUGAAGAAGUUGGAGAAUUUCAUGACCUUAUAAGCUAUUUAAGAGACUGCAUAGCGAUAUGUAAAAAAUGUAACGCAAACAUUCUCUUUGCUUCUUUGUGCUAUAAGAGCUUGGAGACAAAAAAAUAUGGAUUUACAAAAAAUAUUAACAGACAGCAAGCAAGACAAACUACCAGCAGUGUCAUCAUGGUUAGUUGGUGUGUAGAGGAGGCCAUUCUGAUCCACUGAGGAAAAGUAUAAAGGUUGUUCUACUAUUCCAUUAAUACAUCAUAAAGUUUACUAUGGAAGGGGUCAGAGGAUUGCAUUGGACUAGAUGUUUUCUCUCUUUGACACAGGCCCUGUAUCUGUGUGUUCUGGCACACCUCUUAGAGUGAGCAUUUCAUUUAGAUAUUAACAACAAGAGAUGUUCACACAUAUACACCGAAACAGCAUACAUACUUGUCUUCAUUAUGUGUUCGUGAGCAUUUGGGUUAAAACCCAAAAGUUUAUCUUAUAAAGAUAAACUUUGUGAUCAUUUAGUAUCUGGGUGCAAUCUGAAGCCCAGAUUUGUACACAAGCCUUCUGCUGGGUUUCCCCUGGGACUGUUGGUUAAAACUAGUUUACCCGGCUUUACUGCUUUUCAUUUGAUUAGCGAGAGGUGGCAUGACUUGCUCAGAUGAAGAUCGAAAAUACAAUUUUUGAAUACUAUGAUUUUAGGGCUGGAAGUGGCGCCUUUAGCCAGAACCACAACAUUUUAUUUUUUAAUUAAAUGAUGGUAUGUAAAUAUAUAUAUAUAUAUGUGUUUUUUUUUUUUUUUUUUUACAAUAAUGAAUCGCACUUUGUCAUUACAAAAUACUGUUAUAAUGCCUUAUACUCCCAUUAUUGUCUUCAAUCUUACGUUGGAGAGGAUAUAUCCAUGACAACAACAAUACAAAUCCAAGUGAGCAUUUUGUUAUUAUAUGCAACUCAUUUAAAUGCAAUGUAAUCAUGUGUUUAAGACAAAAUAUUGUAAAUAAAAUGAGAGAAAAGGGGUCUACAUGCUUGCUGAUACAGUUUGGGCUGUUGAGAAAUGUAAUUCCAAUCUUUUUUGGCACUAAUUAUACAAUUUUUGUUGUCAAUUAACACUCAUCAAAAUAGAAAGACAGUGGGAUGUAGGAUUGCAAAAGCCAAAAUGGCAUAGGCGCCCAACUCUCCUAAAAUGUUGGUAUUUAUUAAUAGGACAAUGAUUCAUCCACGUUCCAAGGUGUGAAAUAGUGCUUUUAGACCAUUCAUGGGAAAGCAGUGAUUAUAACAGUCUGAAGACAUAUUGCUCAUAUAUUUACCAGAAAAAAAUAUAAAGAGGAUUAAUAAAAAAUAUAUAGAUGAUUAAUAAAAAAAUACAUUUUAUAAUGCUCCACUACAGAGUGGGAACAAUGCAAAUUAGAAUGUACAUUGUGUUUAUGCUUUUUUCCUUUGGUUGUUGAUGUUGUUGUUUUAAAUGUGGGAUAUUUUUAUGGCUUGUUUCUUAUGUUCCUUUUUCCAAUAGAAAACUCAUAUAUUUUCAUUCAUAUGCAUGACAUUUGAGAAGGUUUGCCAUACAUAUAGUCAUUAUUGGGCAUUGAUACUGUACAUGUAAGGAUUUUAUUGUGUUGUACAGCAAACCUGUCUUUUUUAGAGGAAUCUAACCAUGUUUAUUACAUAGUUGAAGAAAAAUAACUUUACACGUACACGCAAAAAACACAACCUGAAGUUCAAACACAAUGCUGGACAACCUGAAGUGCCUGAAUGUGGGCAGAGGGUUUUCCAGAUCAGGAACACUGACGAUGAAGUAAAUGUUUGUAUUUGGCCUCAGUAGGAACGUGCUCAAGAGUCAACUCCACCAUGGGAUGUCAUUACCGUCACAGUGCAGAUGUCACGCCCGUCACACAGUGCAGACACUGUCGACGGAGGGGCCAUUUUCAUUCUCUCUUCUCUCUGCACUAUCCCUCUGGAUAGGCCUGACUUGACUACAUUGCUCAAGCUACAAGAUACAGCUUUUCCCCCAGUAUUUCUAACCCAAUGCAGUUUAAGGCGGUAAUUACAUUUACUCUUCUUUUUGAGCAGAAACAAUUUAACGACUUGUAAUUGUAAAAAAUAAAUAAUCUAAUAAGGCAUUUUGAAUGAUACCUUUAAUUCAUUCAGAAAUGUUCUUUUAGAGAUAUGCAUGUCAAAAAUAAUUCUAGGUAUCAACAGAUACCAUAGCUAUGUGGUAUUAUGAGGUUAUCUCUUGGUUGUAGAAAAAGAUGACCUACCAUUUUUAUGUGAUUUGGUCUGUCUAUCCAAAGGUGGACAUCUCUAACUAGUGAAGAGGGCAUUAUGUCCAAGCCCCAUGUCUUAACCAACAUUAGAAAGGCCAAUGUUACUUAGAGACUGACACUGAGUCUGUGACUUGCAGACCUAAAAUUGGUACAUUUUAUAGUUGUUUUUACACUCGAGUGAAUUGAUAUUUGUAGUUUCCUUUUCAUGGUUUUCUACAAAAAAAAGGAGAAAAUGACAACAUUGGCUCUUUGCUCCCAAGUAAAAGAAAAAAAGCAGAUAAAUGAUUUAUUCUUUUUUAAAUCAGAACCAUUUUGCUAAGUGGAGGACAAAGAAGAAGCAAUAACAGUAGAACAUAGACAACUAGCCCGUGUGAAGAUUUAAAAAGAAGAAUUUACAAGUGUAAAUAAUCUUUCAUUUUUACAAUAUUGUAUUAUAUAUGUACAUGGUGUUUCCUUUUUAUCCAAAACACAUCUUUUCUUACAGCUGUCUUGUUUUGUUUUGCUUUGUGUUUUAACCAAGAACAUCUUUCAAAAACAAUUAUUGCAUUGCAUUAGAGAAUAUUCCCUACAUAAACAUGUUGUUUAUCCAAUUAUUUAGAUUUUUAUUUUACUGUAAGGUCUUUAUAUUGAAAUACUUUUUUCACCAGUUCAUAUAUUUUUUACAAUAUAUUCAAUAUCAGAUAGUGCACAGCGCCUUCAGAAAGUAUUCAUAACCCUUGACUUAUUCCACAUUUUGUUGUGUUCCAGCCUGAAUAAAAAAUGUUUAAAAUAUAGUUUUUGUCUCACCCAUCUACUCACAAAACCCGAUAAUGACAAAGUGAAAACAUGUUUUAGACAAUUCUGCUAAUUUAUUGAAAAUGAAAUACAGAAAUAUCUUAAUUUACAUAAGUAUUCUCAUCCCUGAGUCAAUACUUUGUAGAAGUACCUUUGGCAGCAAUUACAGCUGUGAAUCUUUCUGGGUAAGUCUCUAAGAGCUUACCACACCUGGAUUAUGCCACAUUUGCCCAUCAUUAUUUUUUAAAAUCUUCAAGCUCGGUCAAAUGGGGUGUUGAUCAUUGCUAGACAACCAUUUUCAGGUCUUGCCAUAGAUUUUCAAGUAGAUUUAAGUCAAAACUGACUCGGUCAUUCAGGAACAUUCAAUGUUUUCUUAGUUAGCAACUCCAGUGUAGAUUUGACCUUGUGUUUUAGGUUAUUGUCCUGCUGAAAGGGGAAUUCAUCUCCCAGUGUGUGGUGGAAAGCAGACUGAACCAGAUUUUCCUUUAGGAUUUUGCUUGUGCUUAGAACCAUUCUGUUUCUUUUUUAUCCUGAAAAGUCCUUAACGAUUAUAAGCAUACCCAUAACAUGAUGCAGCCACACUAUGCUUGAAAAUAUGGAGAAUUGUACUCAGUAAUAUGUUGUAUUCAGGACAAAAAGUUAAUUCACUCUGUCAAUUAGGUUAGUACUGUGGAGAACUACAAUAUUGUUGAUCCAUCCUCAGAUUUCUCCUAUCACAGCCAUUAAACUCUGUACUUUUUUAAAAGUCACCAUUGGCCUCAUGGUGUAAUCCUAGAGUGGUUUCUUUCCUCUCCGUCAUCUGAGUUAUGAAGGAUGCCUCUUUGUAGUGACUGGGUGUAUUGAUACACCAUCCAAAGUGUAAUUAAUAUGCUCAAAGGGAUAUUCAAUGUCUGGGAUAUUCAAUGUCUGUUUUUUUACCCAUCUACCAAUAGGUGCCCUUUGUGAGGCAUUGAAAAACCUCCCUGGUCUUUGUGGUUGAAUCUGUGUUUGAAUUUCACUGCUUAAAUGAGGGACCUUACACAUAAUUGUAUGUGUGGGGUACAGAGAUAGGGUAGUCAUUAAAAAAUCAUGUUUAACACUAUUAUUGCACACAGAGUAAGUCCAUGCAACUUAUUAUGUGACUUGUUAAGCAAAGUUUUACUCCUGAAUUUAUUUAGGCUUGCCAUGACAAAGGGGUUGAAUACUUAUUGACUCAAGACAUUUCAUCUUUUCGUUUCUAAUUUGUAAAAAUUUCUGAAAACAUAAUUCCGCUUUGACAUUAUGGGGUAUUGUGUGACAAAAAAAUUCUAAAUGUAAUCAAUUUUAAAUUCAGGCUGUCACAACAAAAUGUGGAAAAAGUCAAGGGGUGUGAAUACUUUCUGAAGGCACUGUAUGAAUGUGUUAUUCAAUGUGUUUCUAUGGGUUAAUAGCAGUAAGGCCAAAUUCAAUGUUUCAUCAAGUAAUGGUAAAAAUGGGACACACAAGAACUACCGCCAUCUCGCAGGUUUUUUCUCCAUCCUCAUGUAUAUUUUAGCCCUACGCUGCUGCUAAUACUAUAUCAACUUUACAAUUCUAGAAAUAUUUUUAUGUAAGAGGUAAAUGUAUGCUUUCUCGUUUAUUAAUGACGCAUAUAUAGUAUGAGAAAAACGCUUGGCUUAUUUAUCUAUUCCUUCCUCUCCCUUGUCCCCCCGCCCCCAUUCAUCGGCACCCUCUCACAACACGGACUAUAUUGUAAAGUAAAGGACUUUAUGAGAUUAUGUUUGAAAAUAGCUAUGCUUAUAUACCACAGUGACUGAAUGUACAGUGUAUAGAUGCAUUACCAGAAAUAAAGUUGUUUGUCCAGAUUAAA
Messenger RNA from Salmo salar (Atlantic salmon), 8261 nucleotides. RefSeq names its product ski oncogene. Gene Ontology annotation, molecular function: RNA polymerase II cis-regulatory region sequence-specific DNA binding; SMAD binding; DNA-binding transcription factor activity, RNA polymerase II-specific. Gene Ontology annotation, biological process: negative regulation of transcription by RNA polymerase II; negative regulation of transforming growth factor beta receptor signaling pathway; negative regulation of BMP signaling pathway. NCBI's taxonomy places the organism in Eukaryota, Metazoa, Chordata, Actinopteri, Salmoniformes, Salmonidae. The record is from RefSeq and is a predicted model, not a curated record. Gene Ontology annotation, cellular component: nucleus; cytoplasm; transcription regulator complex.